AUGCCUAAGCCAAUGGGUUCUGAAUGUGAAGGCGUACUCAUCAGUAGCCUUCUUCUCCUUAACUUUCCUCUUCUCUUGCAACUUGGCACUGAUGCUACUUCCUAUUAUGGCACUAUACCUGUCGAAGGUGUUGCUCUUCGAUACCUCAUCAACAGUUUACAGUCCAGUGGAAUAACGUCUGUCCAGUUGAAUUGGUAUUGUUCAAACGACAUGCACGACCAGAUCUAUUGUUCCUGUGACAACAAAACCCGAGCUUGUUCCAUCGUCGAAAUUGAUCUAUCCGACAAUCAGCUGCAAGGUGUGAUUCCGCUCUCGCUGAGCAAUUUACGAAGUCUCGAAAAAUUGAACCUUUCAAGAAAUAUGUUGACGGGUUCUAUACCUGCUAGCCUGACAUCGAUGCGUAGGCUGAGAGAGCUGACUCUGGAUGACAAUAAUCUUGAGGGAAACCUUCCAAAGGAGCUUGGGAGCUUGGUCAAUCUUACAGACCUGUACUUGACAUCAAACAAGUUUAACGGAAGUAUUCCUGACACAUAUUCCAAGCUUGUCAAUCUAAAAACGUUUGCAGUUGGUGGAAACAAUUUGUCUGGUCCGAUACCUAAUUAUGUUGGAGAAUGGAUCAACCUCACCAGUCUGAUUCUUCUAGGAAAUAAUUUCUACGGAAAUCUGCCUCCAAAAACUUUUACUCUACCAAAAUUAAGGACAUUGUUAGUCAGUGAUGUAAGCAAUCCUGGAAUAUCUUUACCAGACGAUAAAAAUAUAUCAGAAAGUUUGGCUAUUGUGGUUAUGAGGAAUUGCAAAAUUAAUGGUUCAAUACCCGAAAAUAUUGGCGAGGGAAUCGGUUCAUAUAUCUUCACCCGACCAGGGUACGAUCGUAUUUCCACUAAAAUGAGUUUUCUUGCAGAUAAUUCCUUGUUUAUAAAUAGUGGUGGUGAGGAGGUAAGAAUAGGAAAGGAUCAUUAUCAUAAUGAUACCUCGACAGCAAGUUUUAAUCGAAGUCCAUCUGAGGAUUGGGCUUAUAGCUUUUCUGGAGACUACUUUUGGGCCACAAUCAAUAACAGUACUUUAGUAAGAAACUCAACGUGUGAAGUGUCUAGUCCUGAGGCAAAGUUACAAAACAAUUUUCGCCUUGCUCCUGUCUCUCUAACGUAUUAUGGGCUAUGCUUGCGUAAAGGCACGUACUUUGUGACACUUCAUUUUGCUGAAACAUUAUAUUCGAAGGAAGAAGAUAACAGCAGAGUUGGGAAACGCGUUUUUGAUGUAUAUAUUCAGAAACAAAACGUGAUGAAAGAUCUCAACAUAAAGGAAAUCCCUGGAGAACAAAAUGAAGAACGAAAGCUAAGAUUCCCCACUACAAUACAUGAUGGUUCGCUGGAGAUCCAGUUCUUCUGGGCUGGCAAAGGUUCUCUGUACAAUCCACCUGCUAUCAAUGGACCUCUCGUUUCAGCUAUUUCAGUCACCCGUGCUGUUGUUUUCUGUUUCCAAAGUUCCCAGAAAACUACAUCCUUGGGAAAUCGCGGUAAUUACAGUAAGCUGUAUUUUGUUUCUGCUUCUGCUGUUGGCCGUUAUGUGGAGAAUGGGCUGGAUAGGAGACAGAGAAUUACGCGGGGGCGUUCUGGGAUAGUAUACAAGGGUGAACUGCCGGGUCUUACUGUUGCAGUGAAGAAGCUGUUCUCUCGGUCAAAAGCAGUCGACGAAAUAGCACGAGAAGUUUACGCCAAGAAGGUCUUAGACUUGAAACAUGAGAAUCUCGUUCCAUUGCUUGCUACUUACUCCAAAAAUCAACUACAUUUGCUAAUAUACGAAUAUAUGGAACAUGGAUCACUUAAGCAGGCUUUAUUUGAUUCAAAUUCUACAGUGGAUCUUAAUUGGGAAAAUAGAUAUAAUAUCUGCUGGGGAAUAGCGAAGGGUUUGAAGCAUCUUCAUGAGAAGGAACCACAAAUAAUUCACAGAAAUAUCAAAUCCACUAAUAUUCUGCUGGGGAAUUGCGAAGGGUUUGAUGCAAAAUGUAAUGCCAAAAUAUCAGACUUUGGUUUGGCUAAGUUUUAUGAGGAGGAAAGUCAAUAUAACAUCAUGCAAGCAGGAGGAGACGCGUAA
Messenger RNA from Dovyalis caffra, 2094 nucleotides. NCBI's taxonomy places the organism in Eukaryota, Viridiplantae, Streptophyta, Magnoliopsida, Malpighiales, Salicaceae. The record is from the annotation of a GenBank genome assembly.